Paramecium pentaurelia is the source of this 1093-nucleotide messenger RNA. Lineage: Eukaryota; Ciliophora; Oligohymenophorea; Peniculida; Parameciidae. The record is from the annotation of a GenBank genome assembly.
AUGGGAGUUUGCUGCACACAUCCACUUCAAAAAAUGGAGAACCCUAUUACUCCUGAACUUAUUAAAGAAGAUAUUAAGUAUGACCAAUUCGCUCUUAAAAUUUAAAAGCAUUAUAAAGGAUACAAAGCUAGAAAAUUAUAUCAUAAAAUGAGGAUUAAAACGGAAGAAUCACCUGUUGUUCAUUAUCCAAAACCAGAGAUUGCAUAAAAACUAAGUCAAACUCCUACUGAUUAUGCUUUAACUGUUUAAAAAGCCUUAUAUAAACUUGGUCCAUUUCGUUAUAAUGAUUAUAUUAAUUCAGAUGAUCCACAAAAAAGAUCUACUAAUUUCUAAUUUUCAGAAGAAGACAAAAAACUACCAUUUUUAGAACCACAUAGACUAAUUGAUGGUGCUAUUUAUAUAGGUUAAUGGAAAAAUGGAACUAAAUGGGGAAAAGGAAAAUAAAUUUGGCCAGAUGGUUCAGUUUAUGAAGGAUUCUGGUAAAAUAAUAAAGCAUGUGGUAUUGGCAGAUUAAUACAUUAAAAUGGAGAUGUUUAUAUUGGAGAUUGGUUAGAUGAUAAAUGUCAUGGUUUCGGUGUUUAUACACAUUAUGAUGGUACUAUCUAUAAGGGUAAUUGGGUGGAGGAUAAACAAGAGGGAGAUGGUGUUGAGGAAUAUCCAGAUGGUACAAUAUAUAAAGGUCAAUUUCUAAAUUCAAUGAAGCAUGGAUAUGGAGAAUGUUUUUAUUCCAAUAAAAAUUAGUAUUUAUUAAUUAUUGAUAUUUAGUUACAAAGGAGAAUUUUAGUAUAAUUUUAUACAUGGCUAAGGUAAAUUCGUUUGGAGUGAUGGAAAAGAAUAUGAAGGUUCUUGGGAAAACAAUUAAAUGCAUGGGUAUGGAGAAUUUAGAUGGCCAGAUGGUAGAUCAUAUAAAGGAGAUUAUAAACAUGAUUUAAAAGAUGGAGAGGGAGAAUUCAUUAUUGAUGAAAACACUAGAUAUAAGGGUAGUUGGAAGAAUGGAAAAUAACAUGGAGAUGGAGUUCUUGUUAUUAAAGAAAUUUCAAGACCAGGGAUUUGGUGUGAAGGAAUUCGUAUCUAAUGGAAGGAUAAAUUUUGA